This is a messenger RNA of Funneliformis geosporum, 442 nucleotides long. The record is from the annotation of a GenBank genome assembly. Lineage: Eukaryota; Fungi; Glomeromycota; Glomeromycetes; Glomerales; Glomeraceae.
AUGAUCACUAUCGCAAAAAUUUUAAUAGCGAAUAAUAGUAUAGUAGCUGUUAAAGAGAUUAGAUCUAUUAGAAAAUGGUCUUAUGAAACCUUUGCUGAACGUACUGGUGUUCAUGCUGUUUGGGCUGGCUGGGAACAUGUAUCUAAGAAUCCCAAAUUACGUGUAUCAUUAGCGCAGAGUGAACAUAAGAUGGUUUUCAUUAGUCCUCUUAAUUCAGCAAUGUGUUCAUUAGGUGAUAAAAUAUCAUCUAUGAUCGUUGCUCAAUCCGCAAAUUUUCCUACAAUGGAUUGGAGUGAGGCGUGCAUCAAGGACGUUGAUGAUGGGUUAAAUAAAGCAAAUGUCCUAUCAGGAUCAAAGCUUCAGAGGGUGGAAGAGAAAAAGGAAUUAGAAAAGUGGAAAAUCCAGAUAAUUUUAAGCAACCAUUUGCUCAAGUUCAAGCAAG